CGGUUGCCAUCAGCGCCAUUUUGUAAGUGUCACGCCUACGCCACACCAGGGCUUAGCGUUAUCUCACUGUAGAGGCCGUGCUAGGUCUCGACUGAGUCACGCUUAUCGCUGGGGGCAAAGCAACGGAUGAAAGGAACGGUCAUUCCAGCGAACAAUAUAUGACGUACAGUCGCCGCGGAAAAAGAGCGGCAAUAUCGCGACACGCUUUCAUCACGGCCCCCACUGCUUUGAAAAACGGAAUGUGCCGUUCCGGCCGCCAGUCACUCGUGGUAAUCUUUUUCUGCUGGAACUGUACAUGCGCAUUGCCUAGGUCUCGACUCCAGGCGACCCCAAGCGCGAGCGCUAGGUGGCGCGAUGAUGCAAUUCGGCUUAAAAUCCCUAUAUAAGAAAAGUACCGCCAUCCUUUGAUAAACGCCGCUUCCCUCUCUCCUGUAUCUCCGAUUGGACGAUGAUAGCGCGCGCUUUUCACUUCUUUAUAUUUUCUUUUUUUCCGCCUCAGAGCCAUGUUGAAAGUCCUCUGCGCAGCCGCAGUCGCCGGCGGUGGCGGCGGCGCGCGCCCGGCAUGAAAACUUCAACGUGGACUUUCUAGGCGCGCCACCGUCGACUUGGCUUUCGCAGGCAAAAAGUAAAGAAAAAAGCAAGCGCUUUAGGAGAGGAGGCGGCGGAGGAAAGAGUAGAUGGCGGUACUUUUCUUAUAUAGGGACUUUAAUUCGGCUUGUGCUCGCAAGGCUCCGUUAUUUCUUGCUUACCGCAGUAUAGGUACGGCCAAUACCAGCCAUAAGCGUUUGACGUUCUUACCAGCGCCGCCACAGAAAGAAGCAGGCAGUGGGACCGAACAAAGAAAACCGAGGCAUUUGAAAAGCCCAUGUUGAGGUGAGCGUCGAGCCUGUCGCCAUUCGUGACUCAUCGGAAUUAAGCCCGAGAUUUUCCCGUGUUGAAGACUCCUUACAUAGGCGUCUCCUGCAACGCUAACUGCGUCGAGGCAACGAAGUAGCCACCAGAUCGCCGGAUUUCUUCAGGUGACCACCAGCGUCGGCGACAUGGCGGACGCAUCGGGCGAUAAUGCAAAGUCCAGCUUCGAAGUACAGCUGUACGUGUACGACCUGUCCAAAGGAAUCGCCGAAGAACUUUAUCCCGCCCUCGUCGGAAAGCAGCUGCCCGACGUAUGGCAAACGAGUAUAGUCGUCCACGGCACGGAAUGCUUCUUUGGUCCGACGGGGAUCGGCAGCUGUUCGCCGGGAAAGACGGCCCUCCGGAAACCGAACCGGGUCAUCAGCCUCGGUCGCACGGAACUGCCUCCUGACGCCUGCUUGAAGUACAUCCGCGAACUGGGAGAGUCCACCUACAAGGAAAGCACGUACAACCUGUUCCGCCACAACUCCAACAACUUCUCGCAAGACGUCGCCUUGUGCUUGACGGGCAAUUCCAUUCCGGCAGAGAUCCUGGAACCCCUCGACGAGUUCCUGUUCAAGUCACUUGGCAGCGCUCUGGUGACUCUCUUUGAGCGUUUCUCGAGUCGAAUUAAUAAGGUGUGGGAACAGGGUUCUCCACGCGGAGCACACGAAAGCAGGGAGAGCUCGCCCUCCUCAGGAGGCUUUCGCCGCCUACAGCCCCGCUUGGCUCACUGUAGAGCGCCACAAGAGACGAGUCCUAAUGCAGGACGGGAUGAAAAGCGCGAGGAUCAAAGCGGCGACGACCAACCCAUCUUCUACCCUCAGGUCGACGGCAGCGCCGCUUUCAGGGAACUCCAAGGACACCUGAAAACAACCGCCAUCACCAAAAACGAGCGGUCGCAGCUGGACCUGCUCCGCGAGUACGUCGUCACUGGCAACAACGCUUGGGCGCUGGGCCCCGAGCUGCUCGACCUGUUAGAAAAGCUGCUGACGUCGCGCGACGUGAAGUCCGCAGUGCGGCUGUCAUUACUGCGCGUGCUCCAGGCGGUGGCUUUAACCAAGGACGUCAUCCUCUUCUUGCACCAGGACCGCAGAAAGCACGUUAUCAUGAGCUACGUAAACCGAAUCGCGACGCUUCCUCCGCAGGAGCAGGAUGAAGUGCUCAAGUUGCUCUGCAACCUGUGCAGCCAAGUGGCCAGCUGCGAGUGGCUGCUGUACAUAACCGAGUGGCAAGACAACACCGGCCGGGUAUGCAGCAACGCUAAAGCCACCGUCCGCGCCGUUGUCCACGGGCUACUCAGCGACCGACUUAUCGCACACGAGCUCGGCGCCGCGCUCGUCUUCAACCUCACCGCUAGGGAGCUGUUCGAUGGCGCUGCCGAGGAGCUGUCGACGGCGAUCACGCAGUUCUUGCAGGGCGAUGUCAGCGAAGAGCAGGUCUACCGCUGCUUGGCGGCUUUACAUCGCCUUCUGCGUGUCAGCUACAAUGACGUGUCCGCCAAGGUCCAGAAGAUCACGCCGUACUUGCAGAAACUGUCCGGCUCUUCUGAGCGUGUCAAGAAGCUGGUCCGUCAGAUUCGCAGUAGGAUUUCGACCUCCGCACCAACACGACAGCAAUGAUGGGACGUUUCCAUACACGGCACAUAUUCUGUAAUAAAAAGGAAACUGCGCGGGCGCUGUGUACUAUACACCAUCAAACACAGCGCAAGCAUUUUACUCAAAGUUGUCUGCUUUAUGUGGCUCUCGAUCAUACACGAACUUCGGCCGUCCUAUGAUUUCGAUAACGAGGGGCCAAGCCAAGUAACAUGAACCGCCAAACAAAGGGAAACUUUUGUUUUCGUAGCUGAGUUACACCCGUGUCACACGGGCAAACUUUAAAGGCCUUCCAGUUGACGACCUUCGAAACACCACAACUAAUUAAGGAUUUUGUAUCGACAACGGAGCAGCCAAUCAAUGACAGUUUAAGGUUUUUAGACACUGAAAUUGUUUUUAAGCCCCGUCAUGUGUGCUGCUCUCCUCGCUUAAAGAAAGGGCUUCUCCCGUUUUCGUCCGCACACUCCAAACUGUUAAAAAGAGGCAUCACUAAGGCAUGUUUGCGAGCCGCUCUCACGCGUUCGUGGGAGCACUCUGUUGAACAGAGCUUUUCAACACAGGCCAGCCGACUAAAAUUAGCAGGCUACCCGACUACACCGUGUUGUGCAGCGUUGCUGGUGACCUGGUGAAAGAGUUAAAGAAUACAGGAAAACAAACUCUGCAGUCACGGCCUUCGAAAUCUAGGAUUGCUGUCAUUCCAUAUGUACACCGUGUUUCCCAUAACAUUACGAAAAUUGCGGCUAAGUCAGGAGUGAGGGUUAUGUGCAAUGCCCCUAACAAACUGAGCGCGUUGGGCAAAAUAGUCAACGGGGUAGAUACUGUCGCGCGAAAAAACUGCUCUAAGAAGCAUGCUCGCAAGUUCAUUGAUUGUACAACGCAGCUCGUAUGUAGAAUCCCGCUCACAUGUAACCGUUGCUAUAUAGGGUGAACGGAGAGACGCAUCAACGAUCGCCUGCGCGAGCAUGCUGCUUCACUAAAAGGUAACCCGUACAGUCAUCUGGCUACCCACUGUAACAUGUGCGGUUGCAGCCCAAUCUUUGAAGAGUGCAAAAUAAUUAGAAAAUAUCGUGAACAGCGCGCACGUGAGAUCUUCGAGACUUUUUAUUCACAAGUGGCGACGCAUGCGGUCAGUUCUGCGUCCCUCACGCUGUCAACAAAAGAACUGGAUUAUCUUCGUGGCUAACGCUUAUCCUUCUCCUUCUUUCUCUUUUUCUUUCUUUCUUUCUUCUUUCUUUCUUUCUUUCUUUCUUUCUUUCUUUCUUUCUUUCGUGUGGCCUUCAAUGAUCUCUUUAUCUGCCGCUUCUGGAAAUAAAGCAUUUGGUUGUUAAUCUGCGCCCUGUCCUGUGCUCGUUACAUGUCCUGUGUCGUGCUGUUUCUGUAUUUUUCUAACCUCAACUCUGUCGACUCAAAGGAGUUGAGGCGCUGUUACACGGCACUCUUGAAAGGCCGUUGAGUGGUUCAGGCGUUUCUCGCAAAAACGGUGUGGCGCUGCGGAAUUUUUUGUUUCCAUGUCACCAGCAAGCCCUCGUGCAAAAGAGCCAGGGCGGCGGCCUUAGCCAGCGGAAUCCCGGAAUAAGGAUCCGACCACCCUUCCCCUAACUCCCCUCUCCUUUUCCUGUCAAUAAAAUGUUUUCAUCAUCAUCAUGUCACCAAAAGUUAAAUAAUAUUCAAUCCACUUAAAAGCACGAAAGUUUCUUUCAUUUUUGUUUCGACAUUUUAAUAAAGUGUGUAUACAUUGUUUAUAAAUUUUUUAGGGCAUUUUGGUUUGAUUUUUGUUUUUCUUUCUAAGCGUAAGCACGAGCACACCAUAGAGAAACAUACUACGUAAACAUACUACGUAGUAUGUUUCUCAUGAGCACACUAUGAACGAGAGGGCACAUUCGCGCCGUUCCUGCUUCCGUUGCUCAAAGGCCAUCGGGGUUUCUCGUAGAGUUGCAGGGUGCUCAGUUGACUCGAUAGAAUACUGACUCAGCGGCCUUCGAAACCGCCCGUGCAGCAGCUCAAACUUGACCUUUGAGUCAACGGACUAUCGGUUGGAAGGCCUUCCAAACGCCCGUGUACCACGGGUAUUAGUUUCUGCAGUUU
Messenger RNA from Dermacentor silvarum, 4571 nucleotides. RefSeq lists its product as uncharacterized. Gene Ontology annotation, molecular function: peptidase activity. The record is from RefSeq and is a predicted model, not a curated record. The transcript has a single exon. Gene Ontology annotation, biological process: protein modification by small protein removal. Bases 1041 to 2513 code for a protein of 490 amino acids. NCBI's taxonomy places the organism in Eukaryota, Metazoa, Arthropoda, Arachnida, Ixodida, Ixodidae.